Molecule: messenger RNA, 1049 nt
Organism: Spizellomyces punctatus DAOM BR117
Lineage: Eukaryota; Fungi; Chytridiomycota; Chytridiomycetes; Spizellomycetales; Spizellomycetaceae
Product: NADH (or F420H2) dehydrogenase, subunit C
Exons: 4
Coding region: 72-860 (262 amino acids)
Molecular function (GO): NADH dehydrogenase (ubiquinone) activity
Source: RefSeq, a predicted model, not a curated record
AGCACCUCGAGUCGGCGAGACGCCUACCGACUUUACGCUUUUGCUUGCGAUCUCGUGCUGUCAAGGAAAAGAUGUCUGCUCUGGCAAUCCUUCGUGCGGCAAGACUUCGGGCUCCGUCCAUAAUGAAGACUGCUGCCGCUCGAAAUGCUCCAUCCCCACUUUUUUUCCACUCAACGGCACGAGCAGCGUAUGCAACCGAGCAGAAGCCCCCUACCCAAUCCUCGGAAUUGCAUGAAUACGGCCGUUUUAUCGUUUCCUGUCUGCCAAAGUACAUCCAACAAUUCUCCAUUUACAAGGACGAACUUACGCUCUAUGUCGCUCCUACUGCUUUGAUUCCCACAAUGCUUUUCUUGCGUGACCACACUGCGUGUCAAUUCAAGCAGAUUGCCGACAUUGCGGGUGUAGAUUAUCCCAGCCGCUCCAACCGCUUCGAAGUCGUGUACAACAUGCUUUCUCUGCGCUACAACACUCGUAUCCGGGUCAAGACCUACGCGACGGAAGUUUCACCUGUCCCGUCUGUGACGUCCUUGUUUCCUGGUGCCAACUGGUUUGAGAGGGAGGCCUACGAUAUGUACGGAAUUUACUUUGUGAACCACCCAGAUUUGAGGAGGAUCUUGACGGAUUACGGCUUUGAGGGACACCCGAUGCGUAAGGAUUUCCCAUUGACCGGAUAUGUGGAGGUUCGCUAUGAUGAUGAGAGGAAGAGGGUCAUUGCCGAGCCGUUGGAACUAUCCCAACACCUUCGUGCGUUUGAAUACCAGUCUCCAUGGGAACAAACUGGCCCUGGUGUGCCCCAACCAACACUCCUGCAAAAGAGUGAACCAUCUGAGACCCCAAAGGAUGCCAAGCCAGCGCAGUAGAUGGGAUGUGUGGCACUAUGUAGAAGUGGCAAAAAUAUCUGUUUAAAGACGCGACAGAACGUGCCUGGCGGUCGGAUAAUACCUGUUUGGCGGACACUGAACCUUUUGGCGUGGAAUGAAGGGUAGUAUUUACAUAUAUCUGUCAAAAGAAAGUCAUGAACUCAUACACUACGCAAAGUGGAGAACCGC